Dentiscutata heterogama is the source of this 354-nucleotide messenger RNA. Lineage: Eukaryota; Fungi; Glomeromycota; Glomeromycetes; Diversisporales; Gigasporaceae. The record is from the annotation of a GenBank genome assembly.
GACGACUCGCGCGUACUUUUCAAGCCGAAAAAUAGUCGGGAGGAGUUUUUCGUGUAUGCAGAUCCUGAUAUGGUCCAGCAAUGGCGCAAGGAUAAAACAGUUCCUUUAGUUAAUGUCGUUCAAUGUUUUGAAAUUUUCGAAACUUAUAAUGGUGGUAAGGACGGUAUCGUUGGACAUCCAUCAAAACAAAAACUUGAAAAUGCUUUUGGAACUUCCGAUAAUCAAGAAGUUAUACAACAAAUCAUUCAAGAAGGCGUAAUUCAUAAUGCUCAUAAAGGUCAUGAGAGACCAACUUUAAAAGAUCAAAAAGCUGUGAUGAAUGAAUCGCGUGGAAGAGGUGCUGCGACAAAUUAG